AUGGCGGUCUCAGCGGACAUCAACACGACCUUUGGAGCCAUCCUGCUGGGCUCGCUGUUCGCGGCUCUGUUGAGCGGAAUGGUGACAGCGCAGGCCGUCGUCUAUAGGAAGUUAUACCCGAAGGACAGCAUGAAGGUCAAGUCGCUUCGUGGAGGUACCUCAUCGGAUAUUUGGGGCACCAGCAAGGAACGAUUGACAGGAUACACUGAUCACCAUCAUGUUCACGAAAAAUUCGAAGCGCUCAUCUUCAACGCAGUGAGCCGCAAGAACUACUACAUCGCAGGACCAAUCUUUGCCCUUGCAGCUCUGCGUCUCAUGACUACUGGAACGAUGGUGUACUACGGCACGUUCUCCGCCUUCAAGGCCCAUUUCUUCGGCAAGUGGGUUUUCUCGCUCGGCCUCGCGCUGUCGUCCAUCGUCGACAUUGCGAUUACGGUGUCUUUAUUUGUACUGCUGUACAGAAGCCGCAACGGCAUGCCUCAUCUCAACGCUGUUAUCGACUCACUCAUUUUGUACGCCUUCGAAAACGGCUCUCUGACUUGUAUUGCGACUGUUGUGUCCAUGAUCUGCUGGGUCGCCAUGAAUGACAACUUCAUCUUCUUGGGCCUCCACUUUGCCAUUGGAAAGCUGUACGCAAACACCUUCUUAGCCACCUUGAAUGCCCGCUUCAUAGUGCGCGAUGGCCGGACGACGUCUUCUUCUGGGCCCGUCAUAGUACUGGAGUCCAGGAGGCAGCCCCCCUCCGGCCAGCGACAAGAAGAGAGCACGACGAAUGGGACCUUCGGCAUAGCCUCCAAGGUCGGACCUGUCAAGAUCAAUGUCGAGCAGACCAUUCACUACGACAAUGAUCGAGAAUAUGACGUCGAGCGCAAGUGA
Molecule: messenger RNA, 876 nt
Organism: Schizophyllum commune H4-8
Lineage: Eukaryota; Fungi; Basidiomycota; Agaricomycetes; Agaricales; Schizophyllaceae
Exons: 15
Coding region: 1-876 (291 amino acids)
Source: RefSeq, a predicted model, not a curated record